UUUCUGUGCGUAGUUUUAAUCGUAGUACAUAUACACGAACUGAAUGGGGGUAUGAAAUGGUAUACACGAAAUUUUAUUUUUCCAUCUGAAGCGGCGCGACAUAAGCGCAGACAAAAACGCAAAAAAACAUGUUAAAAAAACCCCACUAUUUUGAGAUAUUUAACAUUUUAUACUUUGAACCCAUUUUUGGAGGUUCCAAUGGGGCAUAGAGGUUACUAGGCGGCUUUUGUAGCCCCAUCAAUUCCCUUUCCAACGCUACCAUAGGUUUGGCAAUGUAUCAACUACUUCACAGUUAGAUUUUAGUUACCGCAAACCCUUUUUUUCGAUUUUUUCAAUUUUUUGCAAAAUUUACACUGGGUGAACUCAGAAAUGUGGGCCUCUUACAGGCCUGAGAUUUUGGUUUUCUCAGCGACCUCACAUUACAACUCUUCCCUGAUUUCGUGUGGAAUGGCCGAUAUACUUUUUGUUUAAUUAUUGAAAGUUAUUUUAAAAGGUUAUCAAUUAUGUUUGAUCCCAGAGAAAUACUCCAUAUAUUUUGUUGACGAUUGAAACAAAGUAUAUCAAUAGCGCCGUCUAACAUGAUGCGACAUUGAAUGCGACGUUUGUAUAUGGCGGCACGAAUCAACAUCUCUGUGUACAACGCGCACAUAGACUCUUUGCAUUCACACGAACGUACACAAAAAAAAGACUUCACUUUCACACGUAUGUAUAGUUACAGAAAUUUAUGUUUGGCGGCGCUCCCAACAAAGUUUCCACAGCAGUUCUAAACGUCAAACAUUGCUAUAGCAUAUCCUAGCUCAUAGUAUUGUGAGCCAUAAAAAAAAUAAAACUGGAAAUGGUUGAUGAAUUGCUAUCCGGAACGCGGAAAAAAUGUGUUGGAAAAUGUUCUUCAAAAUGUUCAAUUGUUCAAAAAAAAGAAACGCUAAUAAAUAUUCUUAAUUCAACGUUUUUCCAGAAAAUUGUAUCUAAGCGAAUAAAAAUUUCAAGUCCUAAAUCAUUUUAAUAUUGUCAAAAAAUAAUUAAAUAAAUUUAUAGUUAUUAUUCUUCAUGUACAUUCAAUGUACAUUAUUUCACAUUUGUAACGAAAAUGUGUAAAAUUUUUUUUGAGUUAUCUCAAAAGUGAAUUACAUGAACAUUAUUUUAGUUAAGUUUAUGAAAUUAGGCGUAAUUGCUCUAUUUGAAAUAAAAAAUAUGGAUAUAAAAAUGAAUUAAUUUUCGGUCCAAAAAAUGGCCUAAAGACUCUUAAAAUUUUCUGAAAAAAAACAACUGCAGUAGCCUAAAUUCCAUGUAGUGCUAAAAACAAUCUUCUUAGGGUACACACAUACAAUUUUGUAACUGUUAAGAGACACAUACAGUUCAUGUCAUGCAAUACAAUUUUGCGCUACCUAGACUACAUUUAAUUCAAAGUGAAGUUUUUUCAUACAUUUUAUUCCAUUUAAUCAGACGUGGCAAAGUAAAGGGAUCCCCAUUUCCAAUCUCCUCCUCCUUUACUUCCGAAAUUCAAUUGCAUACGUGAUUUUUUUCAACUUCUAUUUUGACAAAGUACAGAUAAACCUUAGCACUAGCAAUCUGUACCAUUUUUCAUCAGGCGUCUCCACUCGCAUUGAGUUUGUAUUGUGAAUGUUAAGGUGCGUGCAACGCCCUUCAAUGUAAAAAACAAUACAAGUGGAGAUGAUACACGAGAUUUAUCUGUACUUUUACGUGACCAAUUUUUUUCACCCCAGUCUAGGAUUUUCCAGCUUGCCCACGUCUGCAUUUGAUGUUAUUGAAGCAAGAAUCAACCAUAACUGUACGAUUAUAUUGUAUCGGUAGGAAUUGCAUGUGCGAGAGCAGUCUAUUUUCAUAAUGGUGUUCGCCAAUCGUCAUGGAAUUACUCGGAUUGCGAUUUUUCACAUUUCCGAUAGGGGAAUAUUUUAUGUACAAAAAUGUUAAUGGCAACAAUAGCUAUUAUUAUUAAAUAUGUUUUAUGUUCAUUCAUCCUUGAAAUAAAACGCGGCUUACGGGAGAUGUAUUCAUUGUCUAUGCUUUUGACUGAGAUCAUUUCUACCGUUAAAAGUUAGCCUAAAUGUGAUCGUAGCUAAGCCUCGGUGCUUAAUGAAUUUCAGUGGUGUUGGUGUUGGUGCUGGGUGGUAUAUGGUCAUUGGUCAUGUCAUAGACUCAAGUGGAUCGUAGCGAUUAGAUAACCGCUCGAUGAUAAAUAUGACAAAACAAUGGUAUUGUCAUGUGUUUGGUUUUUCUUUGUGCGAUGCGUUUGAACGUCUUUGUCUCUAUCAUUUCGAGUUAUAUUUUUCAGAAGAUGAUGAUGAAUAUGAGAAGUCGAUGGGGUAAAUUAAUGAUUUAGAUUCAAUGUCGCAAUGGAAAUUUUCAAAGUUGUUUCCCUGGUUGCAAAAUUGAUGGUAGGACGAAAAUAAGGUUUCAUCAAUAUUGCUGCCAUUUGAAUUUUUUUUCCCGUUAUAAGAGUAUUAUAUUUUCACGGGAUUCGUUAUCACAUAGACUCAGUGUGGUCGACGAAUCCGUGCGAAUGCGCGUACUUGGCUGCUGCCGUUAAAUAUACCAAAAGUACUGUUAUCAAAAAAAAAAUAAAAUUAAAAAGACAAACGACAAAAUUAACUUAUAUGCAAUAUAAAUACGAACAAAGCGACAGACACACGCGUGCUCUGAAUGCCCGAUAAGACUGAUUGCCUAGCGUGUGCGAUUCUUGGCAAAUCUUACACAUGGCUAUUUUCUUCUCUUUUAUUCGUUCUCCUGUCUCUCGUUGUCUGCCUCAACAAAUAUAAUAUAUAUUUACUGAUGCGCACUUCAUAAAUGUUAUUGUUGCUGUUCACAUUUCGCGAGGCAUAUGUUGUUGUUCUUUGUCUUGACUAACUAACAGUAGGUUUAUCACUUGUUCAUGUGGUAAUGUUGGUGCCGUAUGUGUUUUUCAUUUUUUCGUUCGUCUUGACGCUCGUAUUUUUAGCUUAAAAUCAAAUUUCAAUAAAUUUGUAUUACAUAUUUGUAGUGGAUUUAGUUAGAAGUAUGCCGUUGAGCUGGGCGGAUCGGCGUUACUUUUUUUCGUUCGUUGUUGCCUUGAAUUGUUGGACAGUUUAAUUAGCUGGAAUUUACUUACUCCAGCUGUAGUUACAAUCAAUCAUUCAAACCACACUUGAAUGGAUCAAACAGUGUACAACAAGUGAUACAAAUUUGUUUGGUUGCUAAUUUAACCGAAAAAAAAAAACAGCAAACCACACUAUAAAAAUAAUUAAGAUAAAAUCUGCUCGGGACAAUCAAAUUAUAAAAAAUCAGUUCGCAAAGAUGUUAAUGCAAGAAAAACUGUAUGAUUUCAGUUCAGAUUAUCGGCCAUCAAGUGUUGGGGACUAUUCACCUGUUGUUGUGGCGGCUGCAGUGAAUUUGUGCCGGAAUACAUCGUCGCCGCGAAAACACUUGAACCCGUACGAAUGCGGCAAAUACAUGCCGCUCUACUAUUCUUCGAGGAUAUUCAGCGAAUAUAGCCAAUUAUUGGCUAAGCCAUCAUUGCUUACGUCCAGUAUACCGGUUCCGUAUUUAACGAUGCAAUUGCCUGUACGAUCACCAGCUCUGACAACACAAAAUCCACCCGUCGAGAGCUGUAUCAGUGCAUCAACAGAUUCAACAUCAACAGCAACCGUUAAAAGUGCAUUUGCAUCAUUGCCUGUGAAACGAACACUUGAUGGCUCUGUUAAAUCAACGGAAACGGUCCCGGUGUCGUGUGAACGAACACAGUCGGUGAUAAUGAAAGUCGAAGACCAACGCAUUGUUGAAAUCCCAACCAAUGAACUUAUUACACGUAAUGCGGGCGAAACUGACGAGGAAACAUAUAUUUGCAAAUGGAUCAAUUGUUACCGAAAAUUUGAAACACUCGAAAAUUUGGCUAGUCACGUAACAACCGCCCAUGCAAUUGCAUCGAAAACUGGUUUGUACUACUGUCGUUGGGAGAAAUGUGCUCGAUCAGAUCGAGGUUUCAAUGCUCGUUACAAGAUGCUUGUCCAUGUUCGUACGCACACGAAGGAGAAACCACACCAUUGCACGGAAUGUACGAAGAGUUUUUCACGUGCUGAAAAUUUGAAAAUUCAUCAGCGCUCACAUUCUGGAGAGAAACCAUAUGUGUGCCAGGUGGAAGGAUGUAAUAAAGCCUAUUCGAAUUCAUCAGAUCGAUUCAAACACACUCGUACCCAUUCAACCGAGAAACCAUAUUUUUGUAAAUUUCCAUCAUGUAGUAAACGCUACACUGACCCAUCUUCAUUGCGAAAACACGUAAAAACAUUUAAGCAUAUUGUACAAACGCUGAAAAUCAACGAUCCAAAAGAAUUUGGAACGCCAUCAACACAGGUGAAGGAACCGAUAUCGAUAUUCUGCCCGAAACCAGCGGAGGAACCAUGCCGUCAAUCGACUGAGUAUCGCGUUUCGCUCGGUCAUACAGAGCCAUCGCUAACGCUCUACCACCACCACAAAAAGAGCCAAAAAUCGUCAUCCUCAUCGUCUUCCGCUUUUGUGGAACCAACUGUAUUUUUAUCAAAUGACGGGCUUUCAAAUCAAUGUCUAUCUCCAAUGUAUAGCAAGCGGUACCAUGUCCCGCCAGUAACCAAUCUAUAUAAUUUGGACCAUUUGUUGUCGGGCAGUGCAAAUAUCGAUACAUCGAAAAUCGCAUUUCGUGCUGAUGAGCAUGAUGAGGAUGAUCACAUCACCGAUUUUUGGAUUGAAGACAAGUUCCGCGGCGUUGGUUUUGGCGACGAUUGCGAUGAUAUUGAAAUCGAAACUCCACUUGAUUUGAGUUUACGCAAAGUUGUUAGAUAGUAAAAAGUUUUUUUUAAAUAUUGUUUCAAGAUUCAUUCACUUGUUAAGUUUUGGACGCAUUUUUUAGCUUGUAUUCUAAAUAUAUUUUGAUCAAAUUUGAUGAGAGGCUAGAGAAUGCCAAAUUUAAAUAAUUUUAUGCGAAAAUGAGCUGAUUCACACUAUAUUUUAUACUGAUAAUUGCAAUGAAUGUUGCUCCCUCAAUGUUAAUUUUUUAUUAUACAUACACAAUAUUUAAAGACAGACGAAAAAAAAUAAAGAUAAAACGCUCUCGGCGCAA
Messenger RNA from Sitodiplosis mosellana (orange wheat blossom midge), 5086 nucleotides. Its product is annotated as zinc finger protein GLI2. The record is from RefSeq and is a predicted model, not a curated record. NCBI's taxonomy places the organism in Eukaryota, Metazoa, Arthropoda, Insecta, Diptera, Cecidomyiidae. Gene Ontology annotation, cellular component: nucleus. Gene Ontology annotation, molecular function: DNA-binding transcription factor activity, RNA polymerase II-specific; RNA polymerase II cis-regulatory region sequence-specific DNA binding. Bases 3292 to 4809 code for a protein of 505 amino acids. The transcript has 2 exons. Gene Ontology annotation, biological process: regulation of transcription by RNA polymerase II; smoothened signaling pathway.